UAGGGAAAAUUUGCAAGCUACAUCACCUACAAUAUAAUCAAAUUAAGCCAAAAUUAUGCUUUCCGAAUAUUGAAUGAGCGCAUUUCAUCAUUUAAAAUUCUCUAUCUUGUCAUAGUUAAGUAUAGUUUCAGUCACAAAAGAGUUAACUCACUUCCGCCGAUUUGACCUUUUACUGGUUUAGAUAGCACAUGCAACUCAUUCUUGUGAUUGAGUGGAAUACUAUUGUAAGUAUUAUUUAUCAUAAUUUACAGUAUUAUUGCAUCUAUUGGUCUGGUAGCCCAUCAUUUAAUCGUAUUUGUUAGUUACUUAAAACCUAUAACUUGAAAAAAUAUAUUUUUGGGGUACUUAUCACCACUGACCCAACUCUUGCAGCAACUAUUAUUUUCUGAGGCUUAGGCCUAGGCCUAGGCCUAUGCCUAUGUGCAGUUACACUACAGAGUAAGAAGUAAGAAGAGUAUUCAUAGCCCAUAUUAUAGGUUGAUUCUGUUGAUAAUAUAGUCUGGCAGGUAGGCCCUAUUUAUCUAUUGAAAUUUAUUGCCACUGUAGGGCAAUGAAUGCAAUCAGCACAGCAAAAUCAACAGUGAAUGAGAAUGAUGUGCAAUGUGCAUCAUACUGAAACUGAAUGGUCUGAAUGAAUGAUACUGACAAUUGAAGUCCUGAAAAUAAUAGAAGUAGAAGUAUCACUGCACUUUUUAAAUACUAGGAUUAGGAGUAAGAAGUGACACUAUAAGUAUAACUAGGCCUAUAAAUUAUUUUAAAAAAUUAAAGUCAAAGCAAUAAAAAUUGAUUUGACUUUGAAAAAUUUGGCUGGUCUCCAGUGUCCACACCAACUAAACUUUAACUUUAAUUAAUUAAUUUUAUUUCAUCUUUGAUAGUGAAGUCAGACUCUGAAUUCUAGUAAAUUGUUUUGUAAAAGUGUAGUUACCAGCAAUGUAUUUGCCUUGAGUUGUCUUUACCCUAUGCACAUUGACAUCACUUUUGGAGGAUCCCAACACUGGACUUAGUGACUUAGGGUGACAGAACCAACAUUUGGACCUGAAUGAUGUGUUUGAUAACUUCCCUGGUCCUUAAUUGUCAAUGAGCAUUAUUCGCUUGAUAAACUCAAUAUUUAUGUAACCAUCUAUACAGUUAAUAUGCAAUAUAUUAAAACGAAAAUGUCCAUUCAGAUUUAUUAUAAUUCAACUUACAAGGUUCAAAAGAAAUUUUGAAAAAUAAACUCAGUGUUUUUGCUGAUACCCCUAGAUGAAUACUGGAAAAUGAUGUGCAAAUUGUUCAAAGUUCUGUCUUUUGUUUGUUUGAAAAAUGAAGUGGCAAUUUGCUAUUCAAUUUUAUUUCUAUCAGUAUUGUCAUGUCACUAUUGCACUGGAGAUUACAAAAUAAUUUUCUGGGCACGGGAGACCCUUCCAUUCACUUUCAAAAUAAAAAUAAGAGAUUGAAUUAUAUCUGGGGAGGUGGAAUUGCAAACUGAGAAUACACAGAUUUAUUUAUUUUUAAAAUACAUUUUCAAAUGCUCCUUUCAGCAGGGUUAGAUUUGAAAUUUUUUAAAUAAAAACCUAGAAAGCAGCUGUUCAAUUUAAAUACCCCAUUUUGGUUCCAAAACUCCUCCUCCCUUCUCCCAAUACAGCAGUAGUUAUAAGACUACAAUACGUUUACUGUUUACUGCAAAUAAAGCUUCUAGACUUAAUUUAAGGGUUGCCUACACAUGGCCCGUCAUGUCAAAUAAUGCAGCCUGCUGGAUAUGUUGCAAAUAAACUUGUUUCUUUAUUCCAUUAGCGAUUAUUUCAUUCUUGGCAUAAAUGCACAUUUAUGAUAUCACUUUUCUGUGAAUGUAUGCAUGCACCAUUUCCUCUCUUUUUGGACUGAUUUAAAAAAUGAGAUUGAAAGAAGUAAUCUUAAUUAAAAUUUAAAAUUGGUAAACAAUUUUAUUAUUUAGUAACAAAACUAAAAUUAAAGGAUUUAUAUAAAAACAGCUAAGUAAAGGAAACCUAAUUUUCCACAAGCGUUUCUUCAGUUUUCCAUGUAGAAUGAUGGAAAACUAAAUUGAGGUAAACAUCUAAGUGCAUACCUGCAUUUUGAGUUUUAAAAAAAAUCUCUGUAGAGCACUCAGCCCCCUCCUUAAACUCCACCCCACAUUUAUCAGGGUGACCUGGUGGGAGGGGGGGGGGGGUCCUUUACUUCCAACUCCCCACCCUCAUCUUUGCCAGUCAUCUACUUUAAGAAAAUUAACCUUUAGUUACCGAAUAGUUAUUCAAUACUUUCAGUGGCGAAGCUAGGUUAGUGCCACCCGGGGCAGCCCAAUAAUAAUUAAUAAACUGCAGUUGUCCAAAAAAUGCCACCCCCUCCAUAUAUAGAAAAAGUAGCACCUUCCUAGCACUGGAUACAUCAUACUGUAUGUCUAUUUAUUUACUAUUUUGAUGGGCUAUUGUACAAUUUUGAAUUGGUAAACUGCUGUUCUGAAACAAUAUUACUAUUUUUGGAGUUCCAGCGUACCCAAGUCUAGGACUAAUUCAUUUUCAGGUGUUAGUCAUCAUUUUGCAACUGGAACUUAGCUAUCAUUUUGCAACUGGAACUUAGCUUAGACCCCAAUUUCCCUAAAACCAUCUUUACAAUCCAUCUUUUCUGGUACUGAAUGUAAUUACAUGUAUGGUAUACCAUACUCGAGCGUUACAGCAUCAUCAACAAUAUCCACUGUUGCACCACUGAAUAUUCUAUAGCCUAGAGAACAAAGUUAACACAUGCAUCAUAGGUGAUUUUGUGUUAAAUUUGUGCUUGCCAUUCACAUCGAUCACAGUUUUUUAUUUUAAAAGUACAAAAUUUUUCAGAACCUCUGCCAUCUUGUUGCCAGGAAAAGCUGCUUGAAAUAUUUAACCACCUGAAUCCUUAAUUUCAGCCAUAUCGCAAUAGAGUGCUAGCAUAUGUAAUAGAGUUUGUAGCCUUCCUUGGAUAAUGCAUUUUACCUUGCUUUAUUUACCUAUCACUUAACGAUAAAUUUCAGCCUUUAAUUUAAAUUUACAGAUCCUUAAUCUUUGAACAAUGGACCCAAAGAAAGCAGCAGACUUUGCUGGUAGAUUGAAGAAAGCCGGGCCCAGGGGAAUAGGUGCUGGGUUUGGGAUUGCUGCAUUAGCUGGAAGCAUUUAUGGACUAAGUCAGUCAUUUUAUACAGGUUAGCCUACAAUAUUUGUAGCAUAUAUAUCACAUUUUAUUCACAGAUAUCAGCUUCUUUUAAAAUAUUUUGGAUUGGAAAACUAUUAAAAUGCAGAAUGUGUAUAGUUUUUAUUAAUUUCUCUAUCCUUGGGAAAACCUGUUUAUUUCUUCUAAUUAUUAUUACAAGUGAUUGAUAUUCUCCUCUCUAUCUUGCAGUUGAUGGUGGUCACAGAGCUAUUAUCUUUAGUAGGCUGUCUGGUGUGAAGCCUGAUAUAUACGUUGAAGGUCUCCAUUUUAGGUACUGUACUACGGCUCUUAUAUGUUGAUAAUAACUAAUUUUAUCAGUAAAAAUUUGUGUUGUAUUUUGAUAGCAAAUUUGUGUAAAUACUUAUGUAUAUUCUUAAGUUCUCCUUUUUUAAUAAAAGAAAACAUCAUAUUGAUAUACAGUGAUCCCUUGCCUACCGAGGGUUAACUUUUUGCUGUCUCCCUGUAUUAUGGAUUUUUUACUUGUUUAUUAUAUCUCAGGAUUUUACUGUACCAGUAUAUAUAUAUAUUUUUUUUUGUAUAUAUUUAUUGUUUUAAUUAUUUUUGCAGUAAAAUAAGGUUUUUCUAGCCUUAAAGAUUUUAAACAAUAUAAAAGAUAUAUAAAAAUCUUAAUGAAAACAUAUUAAAAGAAUAUUUACUAAAAAAACAACAAGUUAAUUAUAAGAUUGCUACUUCGCAGAUUUUCGUCGGGGGGGGGGGUCCUGGAGCCCAACCCCCCUAUAGUCAAAGGAUCACUGUAAAUUGUUAUUGUUUCUUUACCAUAUCAGUAUAAUUAAAGUAUUUCCCAUCUUGAAGACAAAUAAGUAACGUAUCUGUUACCAAAAUUGUUUUUAGAAAUAAUUGGAAUUUGCAAGCAUUUUUUAAAGAAAAGCAACUAGUGUCAUCUUUACCAUUAAAUACUUCAGCCUUUGACACCAGUAGAAUUGAAUCACACAUAAGAUUCUCUGCGGGGUUAUUUUUUAAAUGCAUCUGCUUAAUUUUUACCAAUGACGGCUCUAUAUUUCCUUAACAAAUUUUGUCAAUUUAUUUUUUGGGGUCUUUAUUUAAAAUGAGAUGUUUAAUGCAUUUGACUGUCGGUCAACCGAAAUGUCUUUUUAAAAAAUGUUAAAUCAUUUUCAGGAUCCCCUGGUUCCAGUAUCCAAUAAUUUAUGAUAUAAGAUCAAGACCACACAAAAUAUCUUCUCCAACAGGGAGCAAAGGUAACUAGUUAGUCACAUAGUAAGAAACAUAUUGUUACAUUAAAAGUUCAUAUAUCCCAAAAAGAUAUAUUUUAAUUAAUAAUUAAGGACUUAAUUUCCAUAAUUUAACUUUAACUCAAAGACUUGUAAGAGAUAAAAAAAAAACCAAAAAAAAACUUUGUGCAUAAAAAGUAAAAAUUAUAAGAUUACCACUUUUUCCACGCAAACAAAUAAGUUGGAAGAGUAUAAGGAAGUAAAACACACAAAGUUGAUUUGCUGAUCACUGAGGAGAAUGGAGAAGAUUUGACAAUUCCAAAUUUUGUUUAAUUUAGACUCUUUUGACAGCCCUAAAUUUUGUUGGUAUCAGACAAUUUGAAUGUUAAAUGGAGCUUCUGUCCUAAACAUAUGGAAUUGCCACAGUCUGCCAUGUAUAUGAAGAUUAUUGCUCUCAUUAUCUGAUCAUGUCUAUCUUAUUAACAGAUCUGCAAAUGGUAAACAUCUCCCUAAGAGUGCUGUCCAGGCCUAACGCCAUAGCACUCCCGCAGAUCUACAGACAGCUUGGUACAGAUUUUGACGAAAGAGUCCUACCUUCAAUCUGCAAUGAAGUGAGCAUCCCAACUCAGUUUCUCUCUUUUUUUAAAGAUUUUCUCUUUACUUGCAUUUCCAUUUUGUGAACUGUUAUUUUUUUGUGAUGACACGUUCAAUCAUUCGAUUGAGUAUUCCUCAUGCUGACCUGAAAGGUUGCCCUCAUUUAUAAUAAUAAUGAUAAAGUUUAUUUGAAAAUCACGCUUCAUCCCCAAAGGCUCGGAGUGCUGUACAUAUCAAAAGAGAAAUGAAAAAAUAUAGAUUAUACAACAUUGAAAUACAAAACGCAACAUUACAAAAACUACAUACGAGAAUACCAAUUCUAAGUCUUUCAUCCCUUUCAAACAUAAACCAAACUUAAAUGGUUUUUUGACACCCAGUUACAGUUCUAGUAUGCUGGGUCGAGGGAAGGGGUGAGGUGGGGAGAUGAAUGAUGGGGAAAUAAGAAUAGGAGAUUUGUAUGGAUGCUUACAUUUUGCAAGCAUCCGUUGUUUAAAAAAAAUAAAUUUUGUGGUGAUUUACAGAUUAAAUUUCAUGCUAAAAGUAAAAAUAGAAAAUACAAUAUUUUUAACUUUUGAAAAAGACUUUCUUUUGAAGAUGAGUUUAAGUGCACCAAAAAGUAUAUUUUUUUCCCCUUAAAAUUCAUUAUGCAAUGAAACUGCAGAAAAUAUUUUCCAAAUUUAUAAUUUUAAAAAAACAAAACAAAUUUAAGUUUCUUCUAAACUUUUUUAGCAUCCUUUGGUUUCAUAAAGUGGCUUACUCUCCUUUAAAGAAAAUAAUUUUUUACUUAUUAGUACACUAUUAUCUUCUAAAAAAAAGUCUUUCUUUUCUUUUUCAAUUUAAUAUAUUUUAAUUGAAGAUUUCACUGUGUUUUGCAGAUGUAUAUAAUUGCACAAAUUAUAUUCAUUGAUAAAAUUAGUUUUUGUACAGUGACCAAAAGAUUUUGCAUAUUCAAAUGCUGUCAUUUUUUUUGUCUCCAGGUACUAAAGAGUGUUGUUGCUAAAUUCAAUGCAUCACAACUCAUCACACAGCGUCAGCAAGUGUCCCUGCUGAUUAGACGUGAGCUAACCCAGAGAGCCAAAGAUUUUCACAUUAUCCUUGAUGAUGUGUCCAUUACAGAGCUGAGCUUUGGGAAAGAAUAUUCCAAUGCUGUUGAAUCUAAGCAGGUGAGACUUUGCAAAAUGUUAGCAAAUAGUGUUAGGUGAGAAUUUUUGAAUUAUGAGCUGCUAAUGGCAAUGUCUGGUGAAGAAUAAUAUGAAAUAAAGUAUUUUUAAGCACAGCUAACGAGUUUGGAGCGUUACACUGGAGAAAGAAGUUGAGGGCAGAAUGUGGAAUGGAGCAACCGAACAACUUAUAGUUUUCCCUCAAAGCUCUAGUAAUUUUUCUGUUUCUUUAAUAGCAGUUUUCUUGCUGAAUCUGAAAACUUUAAAAGAUUUGUCUAAAGCCAAAAAUGAACUUCCAUGGUAAUAUAAUAUGCUAAUGCAUAAGUCUCAUGUAGGUUGCAUUUUGAAAAGACCAGGUUCUGUUGGGUCAUUUCUUAUAAGGUCAAAACAAAGGAUUAUGAUUUAGAGUUUAGAGAGGAUGCACUCUCUCUCUCUCUCUCACUAAAAGCCAGCUCAGAAAUUUGGCUAUCCUCAAGAUUCUUAGUAGCCUACAACAUAUUUCUCAUUGUAUAAAAUAAUUAUUAGAUUAGAUAUGUUUUUGAAAGAGUGUUGUAUUAGCUACAUUUGUAGAAUGCAGACCUGUUUAUUCUUACGAUUUUACCGUACAAUGUACGAUUUUGAGGUGUAUACAUUAUAUUUAUAUACUGUAUGUUUAUUUUGUUACCAUUAAGAUAAUGUAUUUAACGAUUUUGUGAUGAUGUACGAUUUUAAGAGUUUGAGGGUAAACAGGUCUGAGAAUGUUAAUAUUUGUGUGGGUUUUCUCUAGAUUGCCCAACAAGAUGCCCAGAGAGCUCAGUUUCUGGUGGAAAGGGCCAUCCAAGAGAAGCAGCAGAAAGUGGUUCAGGCGGAGGGAGAGGCUGAGGCUGCGCGACUGAUAGGUGAAGCCAUGAGCAUGAAUCCAGGUUAUCUCAAACUAAGAAAGAUCAGGGCAGCUCAGAACAUUGCCAGAACAGUAAGUAUUAUAAAUUAUCUAUUGUUAUCGGUUCUUGCUACUGUAUUUCUAUUCAAUCAAUAGCUCAUUGAAAUAUUUGAAAAAAUCUAUUGUGAAAAUUGGAAGUGCAGUGAAUGAUUUCUUAUAAUUUAUUGUACAAACCUAUCUGACCCUGCAUAUGAAUGACCAAUUUUCUCUAUUUAUGUAGGUGAAUACUUAUAGUCAUAUUGUUUCCCUCAUUAGAUUGCACAGUCUCAGAACAGAGUCUACCUUAAUGCAUCCUCCUUGAUGAUGAAUAUUGGUGAAGAGAGCUUUGACAAUGCAGCAGAUACCCUUGUAACCAAGAGAAGAAAAUGAACAAUACUAGGCUUGUGAAAUUUUACACUUGACACAUUUUUUUUUACAUGAUAAAAUAUGUUAAAUAAACCAAACUCAACACUUUUAAUCUAGUGAUCUUAUUUGAAAGUUUUUUUAUGUGUGCAGAGAUUUUUUUAUGUAAGUUGUGGACAGAUACUAAAGCAAUUUAUUUGUAGUUAGGCCCACAACACAGAUGGUUAAACAAAAACAAAAAGUUUACAUCAGUUAAUCAUAUUAUGUUGACUUAAAAAAAGUUGCAUUGUUUCUUAAGACUCAAUGUUAAAAUUACCUCUUUGAAUCAGUAGAAAUGUUUGGUAUUCUGGAUUUCAUGUUGUAAGAAAAGUUGUGAUGUUGACUUGAGACAAGAGAAUCAUUUUUAAAAACCUUUUUUUUAGUAUUUUCAUUGAUUUAUAAUUCUGUUAGAAGUUGUAUGAGUGAGUGCAUUUAAAAGAAAGACAAAUGUAGGUUUCUUAUUAAACUGUGCAUUAUUCCGUUACAUGUGAUGUUCUUUUUAAAAAAAAUAUUUGAUUUUCCACAAUGGAUAGUUCUCAAAACAUGUUCAAUACUGCCACUUCAGACAAUGACAGAUUGUAAUAAAGUAAAUUGUAUACAUCUCUUGGCUUUGUUUACAUUGUGAUCGCUUUAUCAGAACGUAGCUAGCUCAAUUUUCUUCACAUAUAUAAAUAAUAUAUAUAUUUAUUUUUUUUCUAUUUAUAUCGAUGGUUAUAUGCUUCAAGCUCA
Messenger RNA from Lymnaea stagnalis (great pond snail), 8144 nucleotides. NCBI's taxonomy places the organism in Eukaryota, Metazoa, Mollusca, Gastropoda, Lymnaeidae. The record is from the annotation of a GenBank genome assembly.